Messenger RNA from Nicotiana tabacum (common tobacco), 5349 nucleotides. Lineage: Eukaryota; Viridiplantae; Streptophyta; Magnoliopsida; Solanales; Solanaceae. The record is from RefSeq and is a predicted model, not a curated record.
CAACUUCAUUGACAUCCUGCUUAUUUUUUGUUGCUUACGAAGCGUGACACGAAACUCGUUUUUAUUUUUUAUUUUUAAUGGAAAUAAGAAAGACUUCCUGGUAACCUAUCUCCAUGGAAUUGUAUAGUCUUUUUUAUUUAUCUAUUAAUUCAUUUAUUUAUGUUCUUGGAGCUACAGAUGGCAGGUUUUGACGUGUGAAGUCAUGAAUUCUUAAACUAUGAUGUUUUCUUCCUAAAUUUAAAAUUUAAAAUUUAAAAUAGAUGACUCAACAUAUCAAACUGCUUUUUCUAUUCACAUUAUAUUAUAAGUUUUUUGUCUUUCAACUGAUUUAUGUUCUCUUGGGUUGAAGGUUCAUCUUACUUUGGUAAACGUUUGUGUUUCCUCUCUCUAGUCAUCAGGUUUUUAUCAUUGUUUUUACAAUACUUGAGAAUUGAUUCUUGUGUGUUUAUGCAUGCAUCUUGUUUGUUUUAUUGAAAUUAACUCUGUUUUAUCUUUAUUUAUACAUUCAAAUAUUCAAUUAUGGUUUUAUCUGAACCAAACAUGCUGUUAGUGUUGGUCCUGCAUUUAGUUAAUUAACAUUGUUUAUUCAGACUUGCUAGAUGCCAAAUGCUUAAACUUGUAAUUUUCUUGUCGAGAAUUGUUGGUCUCAAUUCUCAACUAGGCCAAAGAUACUCUUAAGGUCAUGUGAGAUUGUCCGCUUUGAACCAAGCCCGUGCGGUUUUCCUCAAAAGGCCUCAACCAAAGGGAUUGUUUGGUACAUGGGAUAAAGAUAAUAGUCCCGGGAUAGAAUUUAGGAUUGUAUUUAUCUCAUGUUUGGUUAAAGGUAUUAGCUAAUUUCGAGAUAAAUUUUACACUAAAAUGGUGGGAUUAGCUAUCCCAUAUAGAAGGUGGAAUAACUAAUCUUAUGGGAUAUUCUGGUUUAUCCCACCGUUGUACCAAAUGACCCCUAAGAGUAUCCUACAUAUAAGAGUAUCCUACACCUUAUAUGCAAUUUCCCAAUCUUUUCAGCUACUAUUGUAAGACUUUGUUCAACACCUAGCAGUCUCCAUUUGAACUAAGUUCCACAUGGUCCAUCACCACGAUCCAUGUGUCUCCCCCCUCAAAUUAAGCUUCACAUGGCCCAUUACCAUGAUCUAUGGGUCACUUUUUGAGAUUUACUGUGUGCCAACUAGUCAGAGUUGCGUCUCUAAGCUCGUUAGGGGAAGUAAACCGAGCCACACACUAUCUCUCUGCUAUCGCCAUACUUGUCCCGCCGAACCAUAGGCUCUGAUACCAGUUGUUUAGCUCAAUCAGCCUAAAGAUACUCUUAACAUAGUGUGAUAUUAUCCUCUUUAGGUCAAACCAACAUGGUUUUUCCCAAAAGGCCUCAACUUUUAAGAGUAUCUGAAUGUUGAACUUUGUUCUUACACCUAACAAGACUAAUGUUAAUGCGUGAUAUGAAGAUGAUACGUUCUUAUAGAUUAGUCCUAUUCAAUGAUUGAGAAGAAGACAACUUAAUGUUGUUUGUUCAAGUAGUUAACAUUUUUGAAUUGUCACUGGAUUAGAUUUUAUGUGUUGCUACUAUGGUGUAGGUUGACAAUAUAACUUGUUUGUUCGGUCCUACAUCAUUACAAAGCAGAAAUAUGUCUUAUUGCAAAAUGGAAACAGAUGAAAGUGGGACUUCUUCUAGUUGUGACCUUGAUGCCUGCUUUUGGCUACCCCCUGAACCAGAACAUUGUUAUGAUGAUAUGGAAUUUCAUGCGGCUAAUUAUGAAGACGGCGGUCACAAGUUUAAAGAGGAAAAACAAAAGUUAUUAGGGGAUAUGAUGGACCAGAGGCUUAAGCCCUUUGUCAAUGACAUGCUUAAUUCUUCUGGUGUCGUCUCUUCAGGGAAAGAGGGUGACAAUUGGAUUGACAUAGUAAUUUCCUUGUCCGUGGAGGCUGCUUCAUUUUUGAUGCCUACUGCCACGGAAGGAAAUGCUAUGGAUCCUAAUCGAUAUUUGAAGAUAAAAUGUAUUGCAACUGGUUCUCGCAGCCAAAGUCAAUUUGUUCGAGGUUUGGUCUUCAAUAAACAUGCUGCUCACAAACACAUGCCUACAAAGUAUGAUAAGCCUAGAUUGCUGCUGAUCCAGGGUGCGCUUGGUCUCUCUUCAAAUGAAUUGUCGGUAUUUGAGUCCUUUCGACAGGAGAAUGAUAGAGUGAAGUCCAUAAUUGACAUGAUAGAAAGCUACGAACCAAAUGUGGUUUUAGUAGAGAAGUCUGUUUCUCGUGACUUACAAGAGUAUGCUCUUAAUAAAGGAUUGACAUUGGUCGUUGAUAUCAAGCCACAUCGAAUGGAGAGAGUUUCUCAAUGCACAGGUUCAUCAAUCAUAUCCUCUGAAACAUUGGUUGACCUCAGGCAGUGUGAUUCCUUUCAUUUUGAGAAAUUCCUAGAAGAACAUGUCUCUUCUGGUGAUAAUGGGAAAAGAUCUAGCAAAACACUUAUGUUUAUCAGCGGCUGUUCUAGUCAUCGUGGAUGUACAAUUUUGCUAAUGGGAACUAACAGCAAUGAAUUGAAGAAAGUUAAAUAUGUUGUCCGGCGUGCUGUCAUCGUGGCAUAUAAUUUAAUCCUUGAGACUUCUUUCCUUCUAGAUCAAAAAGCAAUGAUAACAAGACAUAACUUAGAGGAAGAAGGUGAAUGUCUGUUGUUUAAUCCAAACAAUCCAGAAGAUCAUGGCCAAAAUGAUGUUCAAGUUUCUCAUGCGCAAGGGGUGGCUAAUCAAAUUGAUCUACAACAGAGAGCCACUCUUCCUGUCUACAAGAAAACACCUGAAAAGGAACAACUACAUUGUCCAUUUCCGAGUGCAGAAGAGUCUUUGGAAAUUCCUGAAGACGAAGAACAUAAUAACGAUGUCAUGACAUCAUCCCUGGAUUGGGAGAGUACUUUGGUAAUGAUGUCAAGAUGGAAUGUUAAAAGAGGCACUAAUUGUGUGAACAAUCAUUUUUCUAGAAUCAGGUUCUAUCAAGAUUAUGAUAUUCCCCUUGGGAAGUUUUUGCGAGAUAAUCUGCUAAAUCAGAGUGCUGGUUGCUCAUUUAGCAGAAUGUCACGGGUUCGAUUUGUGGAAUCAGCCAAUGAUGCCUGCAUCAGAAUAGGCUGCCCACAUCACACCCCGUUAGGGUUGUUGACCUAUAAGCUCUGUUGUUGCAGAGGAACCAAUGCGGGACGUGUGGUGAAUCCCCGAAAGUUCACAUUUUCCGUUAUGCACAUCAUGAAGCUACUGACUAUUAAAGUUCAUUCUCUUCCAUUAAACAAGGCCCUCUCAGGUGAAAGGGAAGGAAAAAUUUGGAUGUGGAGUCGUUGUAAUGGAGGCUCAAAAAAUACAAAAAGAGUUUUAAUGUCUAGUGGCUCCCUUGGAUUUUCAUUUGGAAGAUUUUUGCAGCUCAGUUUCUCCGAUUCCUCUUUGUUUAGUAGACUGCCUGACCGCAGUCACUCCUUCAACAGUGAUCUCCUCUACUUCUUCGGAUUAGGGUCAAUGGUUGCAGUGUUCAAGUACUCAACUUUUAUUAAUUAUUCUGUGUCUCUUCCUCCUCCGAUUUUGGAGUUUAGCAGUUCGACCAAAGGAGAGUUUUGUAGGAAGGAUUUUGAGGAUGUUUACACGAAAGGGAUUAUGAAGUUUCUCGAUGUAGAGAAAGCUUUAAAGGCAAUAGAGUCCCGUUUUAAUGGAACAACUAUAAAUAUUCAAGGGUCAAAUUUGGAAUUUUCUGAAGUUGAGAAAAUGCUGAAGGAAGAGAGAUCUCAAUUUGAGAUUGAUAUUAAAAACACAGAGAAGCAGGAGGCUGUGUAUAAAGCUCUGAGCUUGAACAGAAUACAGCUGGAGCUUCUGCUUGAGUUGUGUGUGUGGGAUCGACGUCUUCAUUCCCUGAUGUCAUCUGACUAUAAAGUUACUAAUCCCAAAACCAUUGACCAGAAUCAAGACGCACUGGCCGCUAAGCUAGAUGCUAAUGUUACAGGUGCCAGUUAUUUUAAUCCUCAAAGGAGUAGAUCCAUCUUAGCAAUAUUAUCUAACAUAGAGCAUAACAAAGGGUGGUGGAGUCCUUUCCCUGAAAUUCGACGUGAAUACAUGAAGAAUCUUCAGAGAGGUUACUUAACAAGAUUAGGUUCUGUCGCAACCUAUGGUGCAGAAACUAUAGCUUGUGGACUUACUACUGAUGAAGUUGGAAACCUCUAUAUUCCCCUCGGAAGUGAUAAGUAUAUCGUGUCUGAUUAUGAAGAUGAAUUUUCUAGCAUAAUUGCUUGUGCUUUGGCCUUGCUGAUGGAUUUACCUGUCGCGAGUCAUGAUCUUGAAGAUGAAUCAUGCUCAUCGAGUUUGCCUAGAACGCACAAAUACUCAGUGAUCUGUCCCUAUGCUCGUCCAUUUCUUCAUUUGCGAGAUCGUUGUUGCCCAUCUGAAGUUGAUUUUAUUGCUUCCUUAAGUAGGUGUAGGAGCUGGUAUCCAAAAGGUCGUGAAACUAAUUCUUUUUCCGCCAAAACUCUUGAUGAUCGGUUCAUCGUAAAGGAAAUUAAGAGGAAUGAAUUUGAGUCAUUCUUGAAAUUUGCUCCUUGUUAUUUUGAUUACAUGGAUCAGUGCAUAGAGAAAGGAAGUCAAACCUGCCUCGCAAAAAUUCUCGGCAUUUAUCAGGUCAUAAUAAGAUCAAGUGGGAAAGAGAAAAUGCAUGAUCUCGUGGUGAUGGAGAACCUUUCGUUUGGAAAAAAUAUUACUCGACGAUAUGAACUAAAAGGUACAUUGCAUGCUCGACUUAGUUCAGCAAACGACGGAGCAGGAGGAAUUUUUCAGGACCAAAACUUUGUGAAUGACAUGAAUAUUUAUCCCAUAUGUGUUGGUAAGAACUCAAACAGGAAUUUGCAAAGAGCUGUAUGGAAUGACACUGCUUUCCUCAGUACAAUCAAUGUGAUGGACUAUUCUCUGUUUGUGGGAAUGAAUACUGAGGGCAAUGAACUUGUUUGUGGGAUCAUUGACUAUCUAAGACAGUACACAUGGGACGUACAACUCCUCAAUUGGUUCAAUUCCUCACUUCCCGAUCCCAAGGAGUAUAAAAAGAGAUUUAGGAAGUUUAUCAAUGAACAUUUUCCCACUGUUCCAGACCAAUCUUGAAUCGAAGAUCAUCAAAUUAUUGUGGUAAUUCAGUUCAUUCGAAAGCUAAAGAUGAAGCCGAACAUGAAGAUAAUAUUUUUGGUGAUAAAAUCUGCUCUCCAAGGAAAACAGAAACUUGAGUUUUUUUCUAUAGUUUAAGUCUCAUAGUGAAAAUACCGAGUCAUUCAAUUACAUGCGUUUGCAGUGGAAGUUCUUGUUUUUAUUUGGAUUUGUGAGAAUUGAUUUCGAGGUUCCUUUU